AUCCCACAAUUCUACUCCCCGGUGUAGUGGAGUUUGAGGCUGGUGGAGAGGGGGAACUGCAGCAGAGUAGCACCGCUGUCAGGAAACAGAAGCCCACUACGAAUGCAACUCGCGUAAACCAGCUGAACGAGGACGGUGUACCUGCAUGAUUUACCAUGACAACUGAAUCAGGCGCAGACUCGGAGGCCAAGCAGGCGCAGGAGAACAAGGAGACGGAGAAGGUUAAAGCUAAAGCAGCCGCCGAACCCACCUCGCCUCAGAACCAGCCGGAGCAGCUGCCCGCCGCCGCCGGACACAGCACCCCGGCCAGGAAAGAAGAACAGGAGCAGCAGGAGGGGGACCAGGUAUCCCGCAGAUCGUCCACCAGUCGUCUCUCCAGGUCUCCUUUGAAAGGAGUGAAGAAGACGAAGAUCAUGGAGUGUAAAGUCGCCCUGCUGGAUGGCUCCGACUUCACACUCAAUGUGGAGAAACGAGCAAAGGGCCAAGUUCUCUUUGAUAAAAUAUGUGACCACCUCAAUCUCCUGGAGAAGGACUACUUUGGUAUCACAUGCAGAGAUGUAGAGAAUCAGAAGAAUUGGCUAGACCCUUCCAAGGAGCUAAAGAAGCAGAUCAGGACCGGUCCCUGGAACUUUGGUUUCAAUGUCAAAUUUUACCCUCCAGACCCCUCCCAGCUGACUGAGGAUAUCACAAGGUACUACCUGUGUCUGCAGCUGAGGGACGACGUGGUUUCAGGCCGUCUGCCUUGCUCCUUUGCCACCCACACGGUGCUGGGCUCCUACACAGUGCAGUCUGAACUGGGAGACUACGACCCCGAGGAAUUAGGCAGCGACUACAUCAGCGAACUGCGCUUUGCACCCAACCAAACCAAAGAGCUCGAGGAGAAAGUCAUGGAACUCCACAAGACCUACAAGGGGAUGACACCAGCCGAAGCAGAGAUACACUUCCUGGAAAAUGCCAAGAAGCUGUCCAUGUACGGCGUGGACCUCCACCACGCUAAGGACUCUGAGGGAGUGGAGAUCAUGUUGGGAGUUUGUUCAAGUGGCCUGCUCAUCUACAGAGACAGGUUGCGAAUUAACCGGUUCGCUUGGCCCAAAAUCCUAAAGAUCUCCUACAAGAGGAACAACUUUUACAUCAAAAUCCGGCCCGGCGAGUUUGAGCAGUUUGAAAGCACAAUUGGUUUCAAGCUUCCAAAUCAUCGCGCUGCCAAAAGGCUGUGGAAGGUCUGUGUCGAGCACCACACCUUCUUCAGGCUCAUAUCCCCCGAGUCUCUACCGAAGAAGUUCCUGAGCCUCGGCUCCAAGUUUCGCUACAGCGGCAGAACGCAGGCUCAGACCCGCAGGGCCAGCUCCAUGAUCAUCAGACCUGCGCCGCUCUUCGAGCGCUCUUCCAGCAAACGCUACAACAUGUCCCUCAGCUUAGAUGGAGCACCCAUUAUGGAGAACCAUGAGACUCUCAUGAAGGACAGUGCUGCUGAUGGGGCAACCAAAAUCAUCACCAAGGGAGACAUCAUCACCACGGUAACGACGGAGAAGAAGGCAGAGGAAGAGAAGGCGCAGCAGGAGGACGCUCGGAUGGAUGCUGUUGAGACGCAGGAACCGACUGCCACAACACCGCUCAGACAUGACACAAAGUGCUCCUCCCAUGUGUACACAACCGACCCCCUCCGCUCUGAGCUCUCACUCCCCUCAUCUCCUGUUUCAUCACCUAAAGUGCGGCGAAGGCGCAGGGAGAACAUGCGUAAACGGGCCUCGUCUGUCAGUCCAGCCAAGAGCACCGCUGGGUGCCGCCGCCGGCAAGCCCACGCCGACCGCAAGGCCGCCCUGCUGGAUGAGCAGGUGCUGCUACUCUCGGCCCGCAAGCAGAGGCUGGAGCAGGGCAAGAGCCGCGGCGGCACACUCUUCUCCUUCUCCCUGCACCUGCCCGACAUGUCCACCUUGCUGGAUGAGGACGGCUACAUCUCCUUUCCCGAUAUGUCAGAGAUGCGCUUCCUCCCUAUGUGCGCGCAGAACUUCCUGCCUAUUAAGUCACCGUCCCUCAUCCCCUGCUUCCUCUUCAUUUUCUUCUUCCUGCUAUCCACCUCCUUCUCCGUCCCUUACGCCCUCACCCUCUCUUUCCCCCUGGCGCUGUGCCUCUGCUACCUGGAGCCCAAGGCAGCCUCCCUGACCGCUUCCAUAGCCCAGGGCUACCAUGACCAUGACAGUUCAGAGGAAGAGGAGACUGACAGCGAACAAACCGACUUUGCCUAUGAUGGAGAGAUGACCGCCACAGAGUCGGACGCGGAUGACGACUCUGAGAUGCGGACUCAGGAGACCUCGCCUCCGGAAGAGAUGGUCAAACACCAGACCAACAUCAGCGAACUGAAGCGCUCCUUCCUAGAGACGGGCGAGAGCGCGGCAGGCCUGACGGAAUGGGAGAAGAGACUCUCCUCGUCCCCUGCGCGCUCGCCCAGAGCAGAAGAAGCACCAAUGAUAGAGCCACUGGAGCUGCAGGAUACUAAAGAUGAGCAGCCUGCAGGAGAAGAGCCAAAAGAGGAGGAACGUGAAGCCACUGAGGCGGCAGGAUAUCUGGUGAAAUAUGUGGUCGAUAGUAUCGCAACAGAUUUGGCCACCUCCUCUGGGCCUCACGGGAUUAGCCUGUCAACCACUAUGGACGAUGAUGUCUUCAUGGACGGGACCCUCAGGGAGGUGGACGAGGUGUCGGAGAGGGCCGAGAUGAAGGUCAGCCCCGGGGCUGUCAGACAGGAAGUGUUCCAGGCUAUCAGUGACAAGAAAGGGACGCUCAUUAUCUUGAAGGAGGCUGAUGAUAAAGUAGACACAGAGGGCGAAGAGACGAGUGGUGCAGGUGAAGAAGAGGAGCCUGUUAUCCCUGAAGAGGCCAAAGCUGAGGAGAACGAAAUGCUGUCUACCUCUAAAGAGAAAGAAUCUAUCAGUGAAGACACUUCUGUUGUUGUCGAAGCCAAAACCACUGCAGUCAAGACGCAGAGUCCGAAGAUGGAGAUAAAAACUGAUGCCAUGACUCAGAUUAAAGGUACUGACUCGUCUAAAAAGGCCAUGGCAUCCUGGAUAUCUGAAGUGGUGAAGUCCGAGGUCAUCAGUGAGUCAACAAAGGAAGUGAAACAGACAAAAGCUUCUGACGCCCUGCAGCAGGAAGAAGAAAUCUUCACCUUCGAAGAGGUCCAAACAGAGCAGUCAAAGUCCAGCCUGUCUCCAAUUACAGUUUCUGAAUCCUCAACUACAUCCUUAGCAGUGUCUACGCUGGGAUGGGUUUCCUCCUCUGAAAAGGGAUCCGCUGAACCAGAGGAGAAGAUGGUGGUUGCCACGGAGACGGAAGCGGCACCGGCCGAGUCGACAGGGCCUACGGGUAUUGACGUCGUCGAGGUGGGAACCAAAGAGGUGCCUGUCGUCCACACAGAGACAAAGACUAUCACCUAUGAGUCUGCAGAGGUGGACACUAAUGGUGACGUAGACCCUGGGGUGUUGCUGAGUGCUCAGACAAUCACCUCGGAAACCACCAGCACCACGACAACCACACACAUCACAAAGACGGUUAAAGGAGGAAUAUCAGAGACAAGAAUUGAGAAAAGGAUUGUCAUCACAGGAGACACAGACAUCGACCACGAUCAGGCUCUGGCUCAGGCCAUAAAGGAGGCUAAAGAACAGCAUCCUGACAUGUCAGUGACCAAAGUAGUGGUACAUAAAGAGACAGAGAUCACACCAGAGGAGGGGGAGGACUGACCCAGGAGUAACACUGUGGGCUGCUUUCCUUUCAACUCCCCACAUUACAACAUCCACAACUCCACAUAUUACUCCGGGACUCUCAGAAGACUAGAACGGCUCCUACUCUCCUAAUGCUGCAGCCCGCCGCUAGUCGCAGCCAUCACCUGCAAAUUAAAUAAAUGCAUCUUGCAUGAGAAGGACGCAAUGUUGCAUUAUCAUACUAAAUGGCCAGAUUAUACAGAAAAACAUACGUUUUUAAACGUGGUUCUCGAUCCACCUGCACGCCGAAUCUCCGUGUGUGCAGCAAGCAAACUGUUUGCUUACACUGCCUUAUGACUUUGAUGCAUUUUUAUGAUUAUUGAGAAUAAUUAUUGUAGCAACGUUUUAUUUAUGAAAUAAAGCCAUCACUCCAGAAACUUUAAAUCGCUGUAUAUUUUAGGCAGCAGACGCUAUUUAACUUAGCUGUAAAAGUGCCAACCUCAUUUGCCAGCAAGCAUUGCCUCACUUCCUCCAACAAGCCGAUGAUUUUCCGUCUGGGAUGCCACUACUACAGAAAUCACUACAGCCCAGUUCUGUACAUAUCAACGCUUUCCUAGGAGAAUAGCAAAUUAUCUUUCACCCUUGAUUUUAUUCACGUCUACUUGAAUUGCAUUUUUCUUUUUAUGAUCAUUUCAGUAUUUUGUCGUUUUCCUCGUCGAUUUGAUUCCACCACGGUCCGUUUUGGCAGAUGCCAAGGAAUCAAGUUUUCUGUGCAAGAAAUAUAUUGUAAUGUGCCUGUGCAGGCUUUGAAUGUUCUCCAGGGUGGACGAUCGGCUGCAGCGCCACAAGGCCCAGGUUUGUGUGACUGUGAGGCGAAGGGCUCAGACUGCCGAGCUCAGCUCAAAUUAGAUGCAAAGCCAAGAGAGAUCUGUCCAUCUCCUCCUCCUCUCCCCCCCCCCCCCCCCCCCCCCUUCCAGAACAUGUCAUCUAUAUGCCUCCCUCAUCUGUUCAACUCUAUCUGAAUAACUGCGUAUUGUUUGUGUACAGCCAUGUUUUCCUCAAAAUGGUGAAAUAAAAGUGGCAAAUGCA
Cyclopterus lumpus (lumpfish) is the source of this 4784-nucleotide messenger RNA. Its product is annotated as band 4.1-like protein 3. Gene Ontology annotation, biological process: cortical actin cytoskeleton organization. Gene Ontology annotation, cellular component: plasma membrane; cytoskeleton. Gene Ontology annotation, molecular function: structural molecule activity; actin binding. Lineage: Eukaryota; Metazoa; Chordata; Actinopteri; Perciformes; Cyclopteridae. The coding region runs from base 156 to 3734 and encodes 1192 amino acids. The transcript is spliced from 25 exons. The record is from RefSeq and is a predicted model, not a curated record.